This is a messenger RNA of Oncorhynchus mykiss (rainbow trout), 2685 nucleotides long. RefSeq names its product fibronectin type III domain-containing protein 5b-like. Lineage: Eukaryota; Metazoa; Chordata; Actinopteri; Salmoniformes; Salmonidae. Gene Ontology annotation, cellular component: extracellular region; plasma membrane. The record is from RefSeq and is a predicted model, not a curated record. Gene Ontology annotation, molecular function: protein binding.
GAGAGACAGAGAGGAAAACAAAAACAGAGAGAAAGAUAUGGAUGAGCGGGGUGGGUUUUUGUCCAUCUGACGGGAGCAGCACGUUUUAUUCUGCAACCCUGGGGCUCUCAGCGCAGCCUCAGCCAGCGCACCUCGGUAAAGAUGGCAACAAGAGAAAAACAACCUAAACGACUGUUUAUACUAUAGCCUAACGUUUGUUAAACAGGGUAGCAAACAGUGGUCACGAAUUUUAGGACAACGGAAUUGUCCCGUUACUGAGGUAAUCGUUUCAAAUAAGACCUUUUUUUGUUGUUGUUGGUGUGUGUUCAUCUAACAAGUGACUGUGCCGACCGUGCCCCACCGUAAGCAGCGCACAGACCUGUCCCAGGUGCUGAAACCGCCGGUGUUGCGUUUCUGCGGCAACCAACGACCAAGUUCAGGCUACACCGCCAGUAACCGAUUUUUUUUUAUGAGAACAAGAAAAGGAGAGCGGGGGAGGAAAGGAUCUUAGCGCGGUGAAUGCUAAGCAACCCACUAGCCGAGGUGUCGGUCCGGCUUUCGCGAGUAAAUGGGAUAUUCGUUUGGCCGGGCAGGAUGUAAAAAAUUGCUUGAAGGAUGGGGAAACAAGGCUUCUCUGCGGCGACACUGCCACUGCUCGUGUUGGGCUCGCUUACGGUAUCCGUUUCCGCCGGUGACUCAGCCCUGUCGGCUCCUCUCAAUGUGACGAUCAGGGAGCUGGAGGCGAACACAGCCAUAGUCACAUGGGAGAUACUGGAGGGAGAUCCCGUCAUCGGAUUCGCCAUCACACAACAGAAGAAGGAUGUGCGUAUGCUGCGGUACAUCCAGGAAGUGAACACGACCACGCGCUCCUGUGCAUUGUGGGACUUGGAGGAGGACACAGAGUACAUUGUUCAUGUCCAGAGCGUCAGCAUGGGAGGCAGCAGUCCUCCCAGUGACCUGGUCAGCUUCAGAACUCCCAGAGAGUCUGAGAAACUGGCCUCCACAGUACCAGACCAGGUGAACAGAGAGGAGAUGGAACAGGCAGUGCAGCUCAGAGUUGGAGAGCUCAUCAUCAUCGUAGUGGUGCUGGUCAUGUGGGCAGGUGUGAUCCUCCUGUUCUGUCGUCAGUAUGACAUCAUCAAAGACAACGAACCCAACAACAACAAGGACAAAGCCAAGACCUCGUCCGAAUGCAGUACGCCCGAACACCCACAGGGAGGCCUACUGCGUAGCAACCUCUGAAACCAGCCCCCACAGUCCACUCAGCUAUAUGGCAAUAACUAAUCCGAUUCCUUAGGACAGAUCCCGAGACCAACAGAAGCCAUUCUCAAACUCCCCUUCUUGCAAACAACAGAAACAGACCGGGACUAAUACUAAGACCAGAAUGUAACCCAGGACCCAUUGAUAAAGCCACGACCAGAGUCAGACAACAACAACAAAAAAAAACAGUUGUCUUUGAAGCAAACAGAACUUGUUCAUUGCCACACUCUUUUGAAUUCGGGGAGCCCCUGGAUCCUGGAAACUGUGUGGCCAAUUGAUUGAAAAUGGCCGACAAUGGAUCCAAAAAGGUCAUUCUCUUGAACCUGGAUCACUAACUGUCUGAAUGACAGUAUGCACCAUCCAUUUGGAAACAUUUGAAAACGUUGGCACAUAUUGAACAUGACCCCUGGUUUCAGAGUAGCAUGACUGACAUCCAUGAGGAUGGGAUGUGUUUGUUUGGUUCCAAGCGAGAGGCCGUGCAUGUCGUCCGCAACAUGACGAUCACCACGACGAUGAUGAUGAGCUCUCCAGCUCCGAGCUAAGACUCCUACACCAUUCAGCACCUCAAAGACUACAGCAUAAACCCCGCCCAGGAACCCAGCUCAGCCAAUCACAACAGCCCAGCCCACUGUGGACCACAAUCACCCACCAUCCAGAGUGGGGAACCUGAAUAGGUGAAGUUAUCCCUAGUAGACUGGACACAUGAUAUUUUUAAUCACGCUUCUUCUACUUUCUGAUAUAAAGUAGUUCAUUGUAUCCGCUGUGGAGCCAGGUUUCAUAAUAUUACCAUAUGUCCCAACUGCUUGCCGUAGUUUUGAAGUAAUCACACAAAAAACAGGCCAUAUUUCAGGGCAUUUUUCACCCUGCCAGCUCCUAUUAGUUCUAUUGAGCACCGUGGCACCAACUCACCUCCAGAACAUUCUAUUCCCAGCAUAACGAUCUAUGUCACAAUGCCUGUUUUGCUAUUGUUGGCACUGAGACCUGCCCACGUUGCUGGUAGUUAACAACAACAAAAAUGACUCAUGGAACUCUGAGGUCGUCCCAUUGUUCACUAUAGGGAUAUGUGGGUAUGUCGGUGUAUUUUGCCAAAUAUCUCACAAUAUGUAUAUUUAGAUUUUUUCGAAAAGGACACCAUUUUAAACAUUAGAUUCUCCUCUUUCUAAUUAUGUAAGGCUGGGUAGCGUACUCCGUAGUCAUCAAACACUAGCCCCCAAAUUACCUUUUGACCUUGGAACGCUGGUAUAUUUCGCCAAAUAUCUCGCAAUGUGUAUAUUUAGAUUUUUUUCAAGUCGGACACCAUUUUAAUCACGAUAAUCUCCUCUAUCUAAUUGGUUGGGUCUAAUUGUGUUGCUGUCCUGGGGCUCUGUGGGGUGUGUUUGUGAACAGAGCCCCAGGACCAGCUUGCUUUAGGGGACUCUUCUCCAGGUUCAUCUCUAUGUAGGUGAU